This is a messenger RNA of Anolis carolinensis (green anole), 2939 nucleotides long. RefSeq names its product ER membrane protein complex subunit 8 (gene emc8). The record is from RefSeq and is a predicted model, not a curated record. The transcript is spliced from 5 exons. Lineage: Eukaryota; Metazoa; Chordata; Lepidosauria; Squamata; Anolidae. Bases 104 to 706 code for a protein of 200 amino acids. Gene Ontology annotation, cellular component: EMC complex.
CGACGUUUCCGUCGCUUUACGGCGGCGGAAGGAACCGGAAGCCGGCGCUGGUCGUGGUGUUGUUGCUGAGGGAGAGGCCUUGCUAGGCCGAGGCGAGGCCAGGAUGAAGCUGAGCACGCAGGCCUACUGCAAGCUGGUGCUCCACGGGGCCAAGUACCCGCACUGCGCCGUCAACGGGCUCCUGGUGGCCGAGAAGCCCUCGCCGGGGCCGGCCUCGCCCUCGGCCGGCCUCUUCGUCGACUGCGUCCCGCUCUUCCACGGCAGCCUCGCCCUCGCGCCCAUGAUGGAGGUCGCCCUCACCCUGAUCGAUUCGUGGUGCAAAGAGAAUAGCUACGUAAUAGCCGGAUACUAUCAAGCUAAUGAACGUAUAAAAGAUGCCAGUCCAAACCAGGUCGCUGAAAAGGUCGCUUCCAGGAUUGCAGAAGGUUUCAGUGACACAGCACUCAUCAUGGUGGAUAAUACUAAAUUCACGAUGGAGUGCAUUUUACCGGCAGUUCACGUCUAUGAGCAUCACGAAAACAAAUGGAGGUGCAAAGACCCACACUACGACUAUUGCGAAGACUGGUCCGAAGCCCAGAGGAUUUCCGCCUCCCUUUUGGACAGCCGGUCCUACGAGACGCUGGUGGAUUUCGAUAACCACCUGGACGACAUCCGGAACGACUGGACAAACCCGGAGAUUAACAAAGCGGUCCUCCACCUGUGUUAGGGAGGCUCCCAUUGACUUGACCUAUUGGCAUUUCCAAUAAGAAGAAAUGGCAAAGGGUUCUUGAAUGUAAAUAGAAUGCCAGUGGUUCCUUCAAGUGGAAGGCCAAGGGUGCUUCGGUAGGGAAAGGAUGUGUCACUAUGCAGUCAAACCUUUUUAAUGGGAAUCCUUGGGAUAUCGGCCGUGGUUUGCAAGACCCUUUGUGGAUCCCACCACACAUUAAAACAUCAUAAUAUGUUGUUGAGGGCUUUCAUGGCCGGAGUCACAGAGUUGUUGUGUGCUUUCCGGGCUGUAUGGCCAUGUUCCAGAAGCAUUCUCUCCUGACGUUUCGCCCACACCUAUGGCAGGCAUCCUCCGAGGUUGUGAGGAUCCCUGCCAUAGCUGUGGGCGAAACGUCAGGAGAGAAUGCUUCUGGAACAUGGCCAUACAGCCCGGAAAACACACAACAACAUAAUACGUUGCUGUAAUUUCUUUCCAGCCAGGAAGUAAUCUCCUUGUCCCAAACAGUCAUAAAAAAAGUUUUGACUAAUCUUUUAUAACCUCUAGAGAAUAAUUUUUUAAAAACAGACAUUUAUGAAAUACCUUCCAAAGCAUUACGCAGUAGUUCUUAUUUUAUACGUGAAAAUUUCCACCAUUGUGUCAGAGAGCGCAUACCUGCAUGCAUCAAUUGGAGUAAGUCCUGGGAAUGCUUUAAAAAGAAGUCACCAACUUGCAAACGUGAGAGUCAAAACUCUUUUCUGUGUUGUAUUGAAAGUUAAUUCUUGCAUCCCCAUCAUAGCUGAGGUUAUUUCAUAAGAGGUGCUCCUCUUUCUUAACAUCCCUCAUCUCGUGAAUGGAAUUUCCAACUAGUUACACUUAGUCCUGAAAGAAAGGAAAGUGGGAAAAAAGAUCUGGUGCUGAACAAAAUAAAUUUAACCAUAGUUUAUAAGUGGCUGACACCUUCUCAAGUGUCAUAAACUGAAAUUUAAUUUUUAUCACCAAACAUAAUAUAAUUAUAAUAUAAUAUAAUUUUAUAUAUAUUUUAUCACCAAACAUGAUAAACGUUGCUGCCUGCCUCGAAUAUUGUCCUGCAGGAGAAGAAAGUUCUCCAUAUUAAGUUGAAUUUAAGAUCACGAUGAAGUCCUCUUUCACUUCAGAAUGUGCCAGUUAUUUAUAAAUAACAAUUGGACCUCUUUUGUGUUGUCGAAGGCUUUCAUGGCCGGAAUGACUGGGUUGCUGUGAGUUAUCCGGGCUGUAUGGCCAUCUUCCAGAAGCAUUCUCUCCUGACGUUUCGCCUGCAUCUAUGACAGGCAUCCUCAGAGGUGGUGAGGUUUGUUGGAAACCAGGCAAAUGAGGUGUAUAUACCUGUGGAAUAAUGUCCAGGGUGGGAGAAAGAACUCUUUGUCUGUUGGAGGCAAGUGUGAAUGUUGCAAUUAAUCACCUUGAUUAGCAUUGAAUGGCCUUGCAGCUUCAACGUCUGGCUGCUUCCUGCCUGUGGGAAUCCUUUGUUGGCCCUGAUUGUUUCAUGUCUGGAAUUCCCUUGUUUUCAGAGUGUUGUUUUUUAUUUAUUGUCCGGGUUUUAGGAUUCCCUCCAGGCAAGAAUCAGCCAAGCUUUGAAGCUGGAAGGCUUUUCAAUGCUAAUCAAAAUAAUUAAUUGCAAUAUUCACAUUUGCCUCCAACAGAUGAGAGUUCUUCCUCCCACCCUGGACAUCAUUCCACAGAUAUAUAAACCUCAUGUGCCUGGUUUCCAACAAGCCUCACAACCUCUGAGGAUGCCUGCCAUAGAUGUGGGUGAAACGUCAGGAGAGAAUGCUUCUGGAACAUGGCCAUACAGUCCGGAAACUUCACAGCAACCCACUGAACCUAUUUUAUUUGGUUCUGGACUUUUUGUGCUCGUUUUCUUGUGAGAUCGGUGCUGUUUCCCUUCCAUUGUUGACAACUCAGUACAGACCCAGUUUGAUCCUUUCAAGGAUAGAUUUGUCCUGCAUUGAUCUUUUACCUUCAAGGAGUCUUUAUUUUUUCCCCCUGCACUAUUUACUCUUCUUUUUUUAAGUUGAUUUCUUGAGGGAGGCGUGCGGCAUCUUGUUGUUUUAUAUGUAUUUGUUUGUUUGUCUUUUCUACUCCUCUGGACUGUACCUAACCUUUAUAACGUUCUACAUGUUAAGCAGUAACGGUUUGAGAUUCCUUGUUGGACGAAACUUAUUUAACUGACUCUCUUCCCUUUCCCCCAUCUUGGAAAUAAAACUAAUGAAACAAA